Molecule: messenger RNA, 7631 nt
Organism: Macrobrachium nipponense
Lineage: Eukaryota; Metazoa; Arthropoda; Malacostraca; Decapoda; Palaemonidae
Product: sorting nexin-32-like
Exons: 10
Coding region: 169-1317 (382 amino acids)
Molecular function (GO): phosphatidylinositol binding
Source: RefSeq, a predicted model, not a curated record
GCACAAAAGAAGACAGGAUAUGAAAGUGAAGGCUAUCAUGCACAAAGUACUGCUAGAUAUCUGAUACGUUAUCUGGUUCGUGUACGUAGUUUGGGAGGCGUCAGGCCUGUUUGUUAAGUUUGUGAAAAAGUGGGAGGUGUAUAUCAUUACACUGGAACAGCUCUCACGAUGGAGGAAGGUUCUGUCUCAGGUGCAUCAUCAGGGGCAUCAUCUCCUGAGCCACAAGAGCCAUUCAGUCCUAAAUAUACUGUGCGCAUGAGUGAUCGAGUCACAAAAGAUGGAGAGUCUGUGAAGUUCACCUUGCAAGUUUCAGAGAAUGGCCUUACUGUGCAAAUGUUAGAAAGAGAAUUUGAGGACUUUGAAUACUUGGAACACUGUGUCAUAACUGGUCAGCCGUCACAUGGUCUUAUCAUCCCACCCUUGCCGCAACGAUCUGCCACUGACCCCCAUACCGCUGAAAUUCAGUCAAAACGUCUUAUGGGCAAGGAAUCCAAAACACUUAUUGCUGAUGAAUUUCACAAAGAUUGCCAUCAACUACAAAAAUAUUUAGAACUACUUUUGAGUCAUCCAGUCCUAGGGAAGAAUGAAAGACUCCACAUGUUCUUGACUAUCAAAGAAGCUCCACCAAGAACUAAGGUGAAGAAGGGUAUAAUGACCAAGCUUUCAAACAGUCUGGAUUUCCGAAAGUCGUCGUAUCCUGACUGUGAGGAGUUCUUCCAGAAGGAAAGAGACUGGGUGGCCAAAUACCAUCCAGCUAUCAACAAUACCGCUGAUGCCUUUAACAAGAUUAUUUGUGCUCAGUAUAGAGUAAGUCAUCAACUAGAGCAGUUAGUAACAGCAUUUAAGCAGAGCAGUAUGCCAAAUAGUGAACUCCAUAAUAAACAGUUUAACAUCAUGAAUAUCCUUUUCUAUGACACUGUAGAUAAUUUAAAGGGUCAGCUAGAAAAAAAGACUGCCAAAGAAGAGAUCAUGCUAGGGUCUGUUCUUAACCUUUGGAAUAACUACAUUGAUUCUGAGAACAACAUGCUUCUUGACCGUACCAGUUUGAUGGUGGAUUACCAAUCUUGUAACCGAGCCCUCGACAAGGCCAAGCCCAACAGAAAAGAUGCGGCUGAGCGAGCGAAGAAGGAAGCAGAGUUGGCUUUCGAAGAAUGCAGCGAUGUUGCUAGAAAUGAGAUCAAGAAAUUCCAGAGAGAACGGAGGCAAGAGUUGCAAGCUAGUGUUGAACAGUAUGUAGAAUACCAGUUGACAACUGCCAAGGCGGUGCUUAAGACUCUGAGUCAAACAUUAACACAGAUCAAGGCUGUGAGUCUAUAGGAAGACACUGCAGAUGAAGAUAAUGAUGUUGAAGAAUUUAAAGUCUUUCGUGAUCCUGUCUUCAUAUCGACCAAUUCCUGUCAUAGGAAAAACCUGUACUUCUGAUGCUGUCUUUUAUUUUUCUUCUAAGGGGCUGAUUACUGGACUUGGAUAAUAUCCCCUGAUAUAAUUAUUUGGCUUUGUAACUGUAGCAGACACUUCUGUUUCAGUUUUUAAAUGAAGUUAAUACUACUAUAAAAAUGCCAUAUGAUGUGAGAGUUGAAAACUUGAAUUUCAUUCCUUGUCUGUCUUCUAGAAUUUAACCUCAAAUUUUUUUCUUGCAUUCGCAAUUCAGCUGUACCAUUGUUGAACUGCUUUUACCCAAUACUUAAUACUUAACCCCUCAGGAAAUAAAACACAAAUGUUAGAAUAAUUGCAACAGUUUUUAAGUAUUUGUUUAUGUGGUCUGAUCAUUUUAUCGUAGAUCAGUGUGCAUUGUUUGAAUGGGGGCAGACUUGGAAAAAGUGAUCUGAUGGUCCUACCUAUUUUAUAGAAAUUAUUACUUUUUUCCCAUUUCUUCUUAUGGUGAAUUUUAAUUAUGGUUACUACAAAGGAUGACUGACAUAUGUUGCUUGCCUUUGGUUAGUUAAGUAAAUAGAGGAAUUUAUGUCACAGAUGUGCAAAUUUAGAAGGGAGAAAAUCAUUGAUUUCUUUUAUUAUAUAAAUUAUUAAAUGCCAUGCAUAGUGAGAGCAGAAUCAAAUUAGGAUACUGGUACACUAGUCUUCAUUUAUUCAAUAAAAGUUUAGAAUUGUUUGAUAUAUUGGUUAAUUGGGGAGAGCUCUUUAGUUUUCAGAAUUAUGUGAGCAUUUGCCAAAUAACUGAAAUCUUGAGUAGCCAGGCAGCUGUGCAUGCAGUGAAACUUAAUCCAUUGUUUGUUUAUUUUUUUUUAUAUAGACUUUGGAUAAUGAAAGUAGAAAUUAAUUUGAAAUAUGAACAUUUGAAGUUUCUCAUAUUGGAUGCUAGUCAACAGUGGCAUACUCCAAACCAUAUUUAUGUGCCAAAAGAAACAAGUAUACUCUAGAAUUCAAACAGGUUAUAGUUAAUACCAUCUGUUGUAUGCAAAGCAAAAAACAGAUGCUGUACUUAGUUUUGCUGUACUUAAAUGAUAAAGCUCCUCUCUGAUGUGCAGCCCAUAGUUACACAUUACAGUUGGUAGAAUUAAACCUUAUGUUCUUUCUUAUGUAGGAAAUUGGAACUAAGAUCUUUAUUCUCUUGAAAAAUGUAAUUUUUGAAGCAUUGUUGGUAUUUUAGUAUAUCUUAUUGCUUAGUUUCAAUAUAUGUGGUCAUUUCCUGAUAUGUAUACAUAGUGUGUUUUGAUGUAUGGUUAUGAUCAUUUAUUUCCUCAAUCUGUAUAUGAAUUGAUUAUGGACUGACCUCAUUUCAACAUUCCAUAGUGAUUUUGAUAUAGGUACCUUUAUUGAAGCUUGCAUGUAUUUAGUUCCUCAUUUAUUACCCUUGCUUAGCUUUCUAGUCCAUUGUUGUUGUAAACUUGUUUUUCUUUUUACUUCGUACCCAUCCAUGCUUUCUAGUCCUUUAUUAUUGUUAUUAUUUCUCUUCAGUUGUGUUUUGUUGACUUAGAAAGACAUUUUACUAGUGAGAAGGCAUAGCAGCUCUAGUGCAGCUUUUUGCAGAAAUAAUAUAAUUUUGCCAAAGAAACUAUUUUACUGUAUAUAUUUCAUAGAAUCAGCUCUAGUGGACUGACUUAUUGAAGAUGGCAGCAUUUUUUGGUGCAGUUAAGGAUUUUUUUUAUCUAUUUCUUGAAAAAAAAAAUAAGGAGAGUAGCACAGCACAUCUGGAAAGGAAGAUAGUGACUCAACUAAUUUCUACAACUUCUAGUAAGAAUCCUUUUCUGUGUAUACUAACAGCAAAGGACAAAGAAAGUUAAUUAGUGAUGCAUAAUUUCUAGUCUCUUCCUUUCAUAGAAAACGUGGGUUUGAGGAGUUAUCAUCAUGAAGAUUGUUUGUUUAUUCAAAUUCCUAUUUUUGUUGUGUCUUCAAAUAUUGUGUUGAAGCUGUAUGGCUAAGUUCCUGCUAAAAUUGGCAUUAUGUACAUAUGUUCUGUUUCUACAUUCCAUUUGUUGGAGGAGUGAUGCUCAGCAGUGGCUGGUUCAAGUCCUAAAUGCUGUUCUUUUGCCUUGCCAAGAAACAUGCCUUAUGAUGCAGUACUACUUUUUAUUAGGAGAGAUUAGGUUAGAGCAGUAUUCCCAGGAGAAUAUGGUUAUGGUGCAGUCUUAGGUCAGAGUGCAUAUAUGUAGAUGAUGGGUGGAUUUUGCCCGAUAGCAAAGCACAUUUCUCAUAUACACAUACGUUGUAUUUUAUGAGAUUUUUUUAUGGAGAUUUUUUGUAUGUAGUGUUAUUCAUAUUUACAGACUCCUUUUGCAGAUCCAAGCCACCAAAAUCACACACAGCUGAAGAUAUGUCAGUCUUAAAUUUAUUGCAAAUUGUUGAAGACCUCAUCAUCUGCAUACUCUUGAUUGUCUUGAAGUACAUGUAAAGCAUAUGAUUGGAAUUCAAAUGGGAUACACAAGUUCCACUCAUUUGUUGAUGUUUGACCUUUGAUUUUGUAGUGUGUUUUGAAUACUGCAAAGAGUGGGUUGGUCAUAGCCAUCCUUAACAUUUUUUUCAGUCUGUAUUGUUUGAGACAUAAUACCUAGUCCUCAGUUUAUGGUUCCUCUCUAGUGACUGCCAUUGCAUGAUAACUCCCAUAAUAGUUUUUUUUCUACUGUAUAUAUCAUGAUAGCAAUUCAUACAUAGUAGGUAAUUAAAGCCCUAUAUUUUUUCACGCGUAGCUACAAAUCUAUCAUCUCAAUCCAAAGCUCUGUGCUCUUUGUAUUUCAGAAAUAAGUAUACGCUUUUUGCUUUUGCUGUUCUUGCUGUGCUGAUGGUUUCAUGAUGUUUUUAGUUUCUCUUUGAUUUCAUUUGAAGUUGCAACAGCAGUAGUACCAUUAACUUCUGAAAUGAUCACUACCAGGAAUAUUGUAUAGAAAGGUUCAAAUAUUGUUCUUUUCAGUAAUGUAAGGAAACAGCUAUGGCUAAGGGGUCAGAAUUAGUAAAUAUAUCUACCAUAGUCAGAGUGAGGAAGUUUACUUCAUGAUUAUUAUGAAGGGUGUGGGUUCUUACUAGUAGUACUUCAAACAGCAUUCCUGCCAGUUAUUUGAAGCUUUAGUUUUCUGUGUUUGGUCACCAGUACAGUAUUGAAUGGGAGGAUUUUUUUACACCAAUAUGAACUUAAAUAAUAAUCAGUAUAAGAUGAUAAUUUGCAGUUUUAUUGUGUCCAGACAUGUUACAACAGUAGUGGAGUUUCAGGGCAUCUCCUAUUCCUGUAUCAUUUCAGUCAACAGUGAAGUAGAUGCACCUCCAGAGAGUACAAAUGGGAAAGAACAAGGGCUGGAAGUUUGUCUAUCAGGUACCAAAGUUACCUGCAUUUUGGAUAUGUAAAGAUUUUGACUUUUGAAUAGAUUUUACAUUGUUGGUAGAAAUAAAAAUAUCUUCUGUGUGGAAAUUUGUUAUAAUAAUGGGUUGCUAAAUAAUUUUUUAUCAUCUCUUUAAUGUUAUAGUACAUUCCAACCAGGUUUUAACUUUGCAGUGUUGUUUUUUAUUGUUCUGUUAUUUUGUAUAAAUUUUGUUUUUAAUUGUAGUAGUCAAAAGAGUUCUUAUACAGUUCUUUCCUAUGUGUCAUGUAAUUCGUUUAUAAAAUCAUGUUUUCUACUAAACUUUUCCUUUUAUUUGAUGUUUAAUAAUGUUGAAUCAUGUACUUUGAAAAUAAGAUUUAUGUAGGAGAAAUUACUACUUGUCAAGUUGACAUGGAAGGUACUAUGUAAUUCCUUUUUCCUUUAUGUUUUGUAAUCUUCAAACUUAGAGAAUUAGUACAGUAGACUGCAUCCUCUUUGAAGAGCUGUUGACACAGAAGGGAAAAUAACCAAAUUUUAGCAUUCCAUGAUUUGAUUCAUUCUGUGCAAUCAGUCUGCAGAGGGAAAAGUAAAUCUUCAUUGACACCAUAAGUAGAUUGGUUUCAUCAUCACUGAGGUGAUUCAUAGCAUUUUGGUGACCUUGGCAUGGAUUUAGAGAAUGCAAUAUUGUUUUUCUUAUUUUGAUUGUUAGAUAACCACAGUGAAGCUUAGAACACCAUACUCACCAUGUCUCUCCAGUACGUAUAUACUGGAAUUAUUUUGAUGAUAUACUAUGAGAUUCAGAAUAGUUUCACAGAUAUAAGUAUAAUAUUAGCAGUGGCACAUGAAGUAAAAUAAUUAAGAGGGGGAGUAACUGCACCCUUUAAGUAAAUGUGCAACUGUGAUUAUGAAACACAAAACUGAGCAACUUUGCAUGAUGUUUUCCACUUUGAAAGUGCAAAGAAAUCAUAAAGUAGACUUUCCUGAUGAAAGCAGGCUGCAAAAUCAUGUACUGUAUUAGAGGUAAGGUUUUUGUUUGUGACGUAAGAGAAACUAUUAUCUGCUGGAUACUCGGCAAAGUGUUAAUUGCCAGCCUCAUGUUUUUUGUCCCAUGCCCUAUUAGUGCGAGAGUUAUAAAGUAGACCUUUUCCUUCAUUCCAUCUCUAUCAAGACAUUGAUACUUAUUCCAUGUCAAAAGGUUUUGAAGUAUUUUUUGUGACUUAAUAUGAUUCAUAUUUGUGUUAUACAGAUCUAGUUCUAAGUAUUGUUCAAUUGAGUAUUUUCACAUUUUUUUCAAUAAAUCUGCCGCUAUGGAAGUUACAUUUUUGCUUCUGUGUGUCUCCAUCUGUCUGGCAGCUGGAUAAGUUGAAACUUAGCAAAUAAAUUUGAAGUAGAGUUUGUGAAAAACACUAACUAGGUGACUCCCAACUGUCAUGGAUAAUUUUUUAUUUGUGCCAACAAAGGUUUAUACAAGCUUUCAUCAUAGAUAGUCUGUCAGAUUUUUAAAUACCCUUUAUCUAGAGUUUAUCAUUUGGUUGGGUAUGAUUCUGAGCAUUACGGGGAAAUUUCAUCAAUGAGCUAUUUAUCCUUCAAAAGUAAUUUCUUUUCACAAGCAUACUGACAGACAGGUGACAGUUAAGAUGUUCUCAUCCUACUUCGUGUUACAACCAUAGAUGCUACCACUGCACCUUAUGAUAUUUGAGGAUGGUAGCUGUUUUGAAAAUAGUUCAACACUAGUUGGCAGUUUGCAGUUUCUCGUUGCCUCUUUGGUUUGAUAUUUGGCAAGAAAAUAUAUCCAUCCAGAACAGCUUGAUAUGAUAUUUUUUAUCAUCUAAUUUUUCAACAGCACAUACAGUAAGAUUACUUAGCAUAUAUGGGAUUCCAUGCAGCUGAUGGGUAGAGAUUAGUGAUUCAUGCCAUCAGAUAGUUUAAUUAGACUGUUGCCUUCAACAGUUUGGUCAAUAUAGAUUUUACUAUCAAUAUACUACUACCAUUGUUAUUACUAUUAUUGCCUCUGUUUGGUUGACUUUAUUGCUACCAAAGCCCCUUAAAACAUUGUGGUACUAUUCUAAUGCUGACAAUACUUGUUCUCCUAGGAUAAUGGAUGAAAAUCUUUGCUUCUUUUACAAGUGGGAUUUUUAAUUAAUAAUACAUCCAGCACUAAAUGCUUUGCUGGCCACUGACUUGGCAAUAAAUACUGAAUACAAUGUAAGUUUUUAUGAAUAUUUCUAGUUUUUCUACACAGUAACCAAUUUUUACUUGCUUAUGAGAUUUUUAAUUCAGUUCAGAUAUGCAGCCAUCCAAGGUUACUACGGUAUUUGAUCACCAAGUGAUGCGAAAUCAACCCUGAUAGUGUGGUUAGAUAUGCUCAUUAUAAAAUAUGUUUCAUAUGUUGAAGCUUAGAUCAAAGUUUCAAUAGAAUCUUAUUCACAUUAUGAAACAUUUUAAUUUUAGCAUAAAUGUUUCAUUUAGUUGCAUCGUGACACUUUUAAGUUUACUUGGUGGUUUCUUUCAAGGUCUUUGCAAAGAUUGUAUUUUCACUUGGAUCUUUGUGUGAAUUGUCUUGUAAAAAAUAUAGUGCAGUAUUACUGGAAUCCUUCCACUGAAUGAUGAGGUGGUACAGAACAUAUAUUUGUGGUCAUGGAGAUACGUAACUUAGUAUGUGUGUACUGUAUGUGUGUGUGCAUGUAUGUGACACAUUCCAAUUUGAGGUUAUUUAGUAAUUAGUUGAACUGUAUUGCUGUGAUUGAUAGAAUUUUCAAUUUCACUUGUAUGAUUGUUCUGUUAUUUGGAAACCAAAGAUGGGUCUGAAUAUCAAGUUUGUAUCAAAGUGUUAAUAAUUGCUUCUGAUUUGUAAUAAAGAAAAAUAAAUGUGUAUAUAAAUGA